AUGGCUCUAUAUAUUCUAUAUCCCGCCGUAGCUGCCGUAGCUCUCUUCGUUAUAGGCGUCAUCAUUGUCAUGCUACGCUAUGGGCCGCGUCUAUGCGGCCUGCGCCAUCAUGCUCUGCCCGACAAUCAUGACAUGCGGGAAAAGACCUACGAGCAUGAGAUUAGUUAUGCCUGAUCCGCCAUUUUCAUAUAUUUUUAUACACAACCACUUCAACUAACCAUAUUCAUAAGUUUCUAUAUUGUCCAUAACUAACUUCUCACAACAAAAUGUAAUUGUGUCUGCUGGAAUUGCACAAUUUUUUUCACAUACAUGCAGUACAAAAUGCCUUCUACAUUCGUCAGCAAGCUUUUAUAUCAUUCCAUUACGAAAACAUACAAAUUAUGUGCCUUCAAUAUCUCAAUGAGAAAUGUUUGCCGUCCAAGUGUCUUCUAGAAUUUUAAGAGUGCUCAGUUUAAAAUACAUAUAUAUAUACCCUUUUGGUACGUACAGAAAAAAGUUAUAACCCUUUUAUAUUGAAUUAAAACAGCUUUAAUGCACUUGUAAGAAAUAUAAUUUAUAAACAAACUCUACAUAUUAAAAACAUUUAUACCACAUUUGACUAAUAAAAAUGGCAUUUUAAUAGAAACAGAA
Drosophila mojavensis is the source of this 630-nucleotide messenger RNA. RefSeq lists its product as uncharacterized. NCBI's taxonomy places the organism in Eukaryota, Metazoa, Arthropoda, Insecta, Diptera, Drosophilidae. The coding region runs from base 1 to 174 and encodes 57 amino acids. The record is from RefSeq and is a predicted model, not a curated record. The transcript has a single exon.